AUGGAUGCUACAAAUGACAAGCCUCAACUAGUCUCUAAGGAGGAGGAGGAGGAGGAGGAGGCCUACUACCAUCGUACCCAGGAUGCGCAACUCCUUGAAGUUAUUGGAGAUUUUGGUCCUUCCAAAAAGUCCAUCUACAGUCUAAGCCUUGCUCUCAGUUACCUUGUGUACAAUGCCAGGGGCAGGCUCAACCCCAAAUUCCACCAUCUCGACAUCGCAAGAGAUCUGCUAGAAAAUGACCCAGAGUUGAAGAUCACGUUGGAAGAAGCGUGGAUGAAGAAAGAGUUCAAGGAUGUAAGGAAUCAAAUGGUCAAGUCGGCUUGGAAUAGGGAAUAUACGGGAGGAAUGCACAGACUUCUCCUCGACAAUAUCAAUGCCAUGACUCAACAUCGUGAUUACGCUGGCUUUGCAGCGAUUGUCCAGAGUUCGGGCACUGGGAAGUCGAGGAUGGUCCACGAACAGGCUAAGCUCGUAUUCACUCUCCCUUUCAAUUUGCGCAAUGAGGGAUACGACGAGUUGUUCGUUACCCCCUAUCCUGAGCCCGACAACAAUGUCCGCCAAUUCCUCAUCGGUUUCCAAGAUGAUUCAAACGCCAGGAAUAACAUAAUCGUUUUUCUAGGCAAAAUAUAUGAGUUGGCCGCCAAACGACUUGGUUCGUUGCUGAACGGUGGCCGAAUGAAGCGCCAAGAAAUUGCAGAGUGUUGGCACGACUACCUUCAGGUUGAAGGAGUGCGUUCAACAUUUUAUCAAGAUGCUAUUGACGCUACCAAGGAAUCCCUGGGCUCGAAUGGUAUGGGGGGUGGCACGCAAGUAACGAUGAACAUGUUUACUGAACUGCUCAAAACCAUCACGGAACACACAACCGAUGAAGCUCCAGAUGAUAAUCACGUGAAGGUUAUACUGUACUUUGAUGAUGCCCACAGAUUAAUACCUUCAUCUGAUAGGUGGCAGCCAGAGAUAAAUGUCCUUGAAGCACUACAGUCAUGUCUGGUUAGCACGUAUACAAGGCAACUUUUUGUCUUGUUCUUGUCGACAGUGUCCCAGCUCGGUGAAUUUGCACCUAUCUUACGCUUGCCCAGUUCUGCACGUACUCGAGGGCCAGGUGUGCUCCAGGCACCGAUAACAGAGCUGCCGUUUGACUGUUCUCCGAACUUGCCAAUCUAUCCUUACCUUUACAAGUUAGACGAUCUUUCAAAAGAUAGGUUUAUGGCUCAAUUCGGUAGACCCCUAACUGAGCAGUCGAAAGAAAUAAUUAUACUGUUGGAUGUGCGGCUCUUGCUUAAUUACCAACAACACCGUGACAUCACUAUCCGUCACGAGGACAACCUGGUGGCGAACCACAUGCGUAUGAUUUACUGUAUCCCAAACACUCGAGACUACCUUCGCUCCAGCUAUUCAUCCGAACCUAUCCUGGCAGAGGCAGCCGCUAAAAACUUGGAGAAGUAUAGCGAGGAAUUUGAAGUGAUUCUGGACGCCCUACAGGAGGCACAUCAAUCGGGUCUGCUAGACAAGGGAGCAAUGGUUGGACUUGUCGCACGCUUGCUGCUCACCUUUGCGUAUGAUCGAGCUAUUAGGGAUAUUUACCCCAAGCCCAGCGGUAGGCCACACUAUAGUCGGGGCGUCAGGUUAAUCGACUUCCUAAAGGCAUUAUUCUGCGAAACCUGGAUCGACGCAAUCAUGCGGUGCACCCCAGACAAUGUGUCUAGUAAAGUCACCUUAGAAGACAUGUUCAAGGAUUCCUACGUUCGUUUCACGCAUUUCGGCAAGGUGACAGACGAGACUGGCACGACGACAGAGCAUGAUCGCCAAGACGUGGACAUCAUGAUUCCUGUCCUCAUGUGGAACAAAGAGCUUUGCGAAUAUGUCAUGACUGCCAUAUGUAUCCAAGUCAAGCAACGCAUCCGCACAGGAGAUCUCAACGCAUACUCGAUUGACCAGCGAGACAUCAACUUAUUUCCUGAAGACUGUAUUUCCAAAGAAACACCUAGGGAGAAGUCUUGUGAGCCAGUGCGUCCUUACAUUAGUCUAAUCCUGGAGCUGGCUUUAGAGCCGCCGCCGCGCAUUCACAGCAAUCUUACCAGAAAGACUGUUUCAAGGACAGGACAGUCGGCUCAGAGUACUGAAGAGGGAGACCCACGUUCUCCUCCCACUAAAAAGUUCAAACCGGACCAUUUAGAUGCCCCUUCAAAGAUAUCCACAGACAAAGGACGGGAGGCUCGCUAUUACCACGACCUUCAUCCUCGUUACAACAUCUUUGCUUACGGCUGCUCGAGUACCGUUUACAAAAAAGUUAAUGAAUCAAUCAGAUAUGCCUUGAUUAGACUUCUUCAUACUCCUAGUUUCCUUGCGGAGCAUCCUCGCGAGGACUCAAGAUCACUCGACGCUGUUCGAAACAUGAAGCCGUUUUGGAGUGCUGGAAGAGCGAGUUAUCACUGGCUUCAAAAUCGAGUAGAGGGCUUCGUCAUUGCGGGCUCCAUGGAGGACACUGAUGCAUUGGCCGCUGACGAUGUGGCUGACCAUGGCGAAGAGACUUGA
Messenger RNA from Serpula lacrymans var. lacrymans S7.9, 2535 nucleotides. RefSeq lists its product as uncharacterized. Bases 1 to 2535 code for a protein of 844 amino acids. The record is from RefSeq and is a predicted model, not a curated record. The transcript is spliced from 9 exons. Lineage: Eukaryota; Fungi; Basidiomycota; Agaricomycetes; Boletales; Serpulaceae.